UAUGUCUAAAUAAUGGGGGUUAGUUUGUAUGACAAACGGUUGACUGAUUCGUACUGCGUAUUCAAUCACCCCGCUCGCUCAGCUUAUAUUUAAGUAACGCUACCCUCAUUAUUACUGGUAUUGGACUAAGGACAAAAUCACAUAAAAUGUUCUUCUACCUUAUCGUUGCGUAUUGCGCAUGCGCAGUAAGUGGGUACGAGUAUUUUCGGGACCGUAUUCCAAAUGGACACAGCGUUCCUCAUCCAUGUGACUCUACACAAAUGUGGAACGGGGUUGGGCAUGAAACUCAGGAAGGGGGUACGCCAAGGAACUCGUUUGGACUAGAUUGGAAAGCCAAUGGAGCUUCCUGGGGUGAGACUAUCUGCAAAAUGGAUUCUGAUGGAGAUGGGCGGACGAAUGGAGAAGAGCUGGGCGACCCUGGAUGCACGUGGACCAUAGGAGGCACCCCUUCCAACACUGCCUCCUCGCAUCCGGGGAUUUGCGAGCCCCUCGACAGCCAAAUGUGUGCCGGGAAAAACAAUUUUCUGGACUGUGGAAAUCAAGGGUUCCAGUGUGAAGCAAUCAAUCAGCCAGAUGUUUUCAACAUCAGUAUCUCGUUUGCCCCGAACACCACUGUGCCUGCCCAGGAGACGACGUAUAUGUGUCAAGUAUUUGACCUACCGGAAGUAGCGACAUCGGGAGCAUAUCAUCUCAUAGCGGCCGUUCCAAAUAUUGUCAACCCGGCCGUGGCUCAUCACAUGAUCAUUCGCGGAUGCAUAAAAGAUGCCGCAACAACAGAUCAACAUAAGGCGGCUCCUUAUCAGUGUUUCAUGGGCGACCAGAUUGGAUGCGACGAUAUCAUCGCCAUCUGGGCUGUUGGUAGUACCGGCUUGUGCCUUCCCGACGAAAUUGGAUUCGCCGUCGGUGUCGGCGGGUAUACGCAAGUCUCUUUUGAGAUUCAUUGGGAUAAUCAGCUGCUUUUGGAUAGCUACGUGGACAAUUCUGGGUUUACUCUGUUCCUCACUCCAAACAGGCGGGCAAACAAUGCCGGAAUAUUCAUGAUUGGCCAAAAUGCACUUCAAAUUCCACCACAACAGCAGGCGUACAGUGUUUCCGGGCGUUGUAGUGGCUCAUGCGCGGACACCAUAUACGCUGACAAUCAUACGGAGAUCAAGAUUGCGGGAGCGUUCAAUCAUAUGCAUUAUGCAGGCUCGGCCAUGUUGUCGCAGGUGUAUGACCCGGCUACCGGUGCGCUGACCGACCUUGGAAGGGAUACAACCUACGACUUUAACGCACCUAUUUUUUACAUAUUCGACGAGGCGGUGACGGUUAGUCGUCGUCAUGAACUCAAUGUUACCUGCACGUUCAACACGAUGUCAAGAACGGAAGUGACGUAUUCCGGGGAAUCAACCACUGAGGAGAUGUGUUACACUUUCCUGCUGUACUAUCCAAAGGAGGCCCUUACAGAAACUCAGUGUACGCAAUCUGGAGAUUACGACGACUGUUUGAGACAGAAUUGUGAGGAGCAGGCCUCAGAUUUUGGUGUACGGGUUUGGACCGCUUGCAGCCUCACAAAAUGUCUGGACACCUGCAAAGAUAUUGCCAUGGAAGCAGAAAAGCACCCUUGUUAUUCAGGAAGCCGGAGACAAGAGUUGCUAGAAUAUGCGGAUAAGUCUGGAGACGUCAACACAGCCGUUUUAAUCUAUGGAUUAUUCACGCGCCUAGAAAGCUGUAAAACAGAGAUCGCGAACGACCGAUGCCGUGCUAAUUGGGACAAGCCGGACGUCAGCGUCGCUGUUUCAACCUACGUAACGUCAGUUGCAGCCAUUCUGACAGUUGCUGUGGCUCAUUUCGUUUAAACUGUUUUAUUGACUCAACCGAAUUCUAACAAAGCCUUGGCCUUUUAAAUUCUGGGACGAACAUUAUAAUGAUUGUCUACAUGUAUAUAUUUUACACUAUCGAAAUAUUUUAUUGAUCCUAACAAUCCAUUCGGAACAUCUCGGCCAUUUCCCAUAAAAAACAACCUCGGUACAUUUCAGUUAAAAUAGCAAAAAAAAACAUUUAUUGUAGUGUUAUCCAUGUUAUAAUUUUAAAACUUAAUUCAGAUUGAUUGAAAAUAAUUAAAUUUAUUGUUGCAAAAAUAAUCAUAAUUAUAAGUGUUCUUAAGGGUAAAGUCCUUUGACUUAAUUGCAAAAUCAAAAACAAAACUACGUGUUCUUUAAACAGUGUAGUUCAAUGUUAAACAUUUUGACAAUGUAAACCGUCCAAAUUCAUCUAGGAGCGAAAAUGACCGAGGUGCUCUGAUUGUUUAAAUGAAUGAAAUAAGGCUUAAAGUAAUACAUUUGGUUCUGGUAGCCCGGCCCUACCUACGAAAUAGGCGACGACACUACCGUUUCUAUAGUCAGUUUAAAAAAUGCUUUUCAAUAUGUUGUUUCACACCUUGAUUGCUUUAUACAGUAUAUAUCUUUAACACCAUUCUCUAAUGAUAGACAUUCUUAUAUAAAGCCCCAAAACCCCAACCUUACCCUGCCUAUUUUUGAAAAGGAUUUAACUCUUACCAAACCAUUUUUUAGGCCUUACCAUUUACUAUCUCUCCUUAAGAUUCUUUCCAGCGUAUCGAAAUCUAUCAACGCAUGUCUAUUAUUCUUGUUAAACCUGCACUCUCACAGAUUCACUGUUUUGACAAUGUUUUUAUUUUCAUGUUUUGGAAUGAGCAAUUUGUUGCGUAACUAUCUGCAAACACGUGAUAUAAGACUGCUGACAAAAAAUCAGACCACAGAUUUUCAUAUUUAAGUUAAAAAAUUAUGUUUUAUCCAGUUUUCCUAAACCGAUAGUAAUGCUUUAAGCCUUAAAACAUUAAUUUUCUAACGGAAAUAUGAAAAUCUGCGAUCUCAUCUUUUGUCUUAGCCCUCAUGACGUCAUAAAUCGGGACGUAAGAUUAACAAGAUUAGCAAAAUGAUCCUCUUUUCCCCUUGAAACCCUGAAUUACAUUUGUGUUCGCAAUCCUUUCCUUGAAUAAUUUGAGAUAUUAAAGUAAAAUAACGUAUAUCCAUGUGCAAUAUUUGUCAUCUUAAUAUACAGUAUAUAAUGUACAGGUACACAUUUCUACAAAUUAUUGAGCCAGCUUUAUCGAGGACAUCAUUAUGUAUAUAUUCAUGUAGUUGUUCAAUUGCUGUUAGGAGUCUUUUGUUGACGUGAAGAAAAAAAAAACAACGAUUACCCUCAUGUUUCUAAAAACGUAAUUCUUGAACUUUAUCGAAUAAAAUAUUAACCUGUU
Mya arenaria is the source of this 3256-nucleotide messenger RNA. RefSeq lists its product as uncharacterized. The transcript has 12 exons. The coding region runs from base 147 to 1838 and encodes 563 amino acids. Gene Ontology annotation, biological process: norepinephrine biosynthetic process; octopamine biosynthetic process; dopamine catabolic process. Gene Ontology annotation, molecular function: copper ion binding; dopamine beta-monooxygenase activity. The record is from RefSeq and is a predicted model, not a curated record. Lineage: Eukaryota; Metazoa; Mollusca; Bivalvia; Myida; Myidae. Gene Ontology annotation, cellular component: secretory granule membrane.